Molecule: messenger RNA, 1125 nt
Organism: Rangifer tarandus platyrhynchus (Svalbard reindeer)
Lineage: Eukaryota; Metazoa; Chordata; Mammalia; Artiodactyla; Cervidae
Source: the annotation of a GenBank genome assembly
AUGUUGGUGAUACCCCCCGGACUGAGCGAGGAGGAGGAGGCUCUGCAGAAGAAAUUCAACAAACUCAAGAAAAAGAAAAAGGCAUUGCUGGCUCUGAAGAAGCAAAGUAGCAGCAGCACAGCCAGCCAAGGCGGUGUCAAACGCUCACUGUCAGAGCAGCCUGUGGUGGACACGGCCACAGCAACAGAGCAGGCAAAGCAGCUAGUGAAGUCAGGAGCCAUCAGUGCCAUCAAGGCCGAGACCAAGAACUCAGGCUUCAAGCGUUCUCGGACCCUAGAGGGGAAGUUAAAGGACCCUGAGAAGGGGCCGGUUCCCACUUUCCAACCGUUCCAGAGGAGCGUAUCUGCUGACGACGACCUGCAGGAGUCGUCCAGACGUCCACAAAGGAAAUCUCUGUAUGAGAGCUUCGUGUCUUCCAGUGAUCGGCUUCGGGAACUGGGGCCAGAUGGGGAAGAGGCAGAGGGCCCAGGAGCUGGUGAUGGCCCACCUCGAAGCUUUGACUGGGGCUACGAAGAACAUGGUGGUGCCCGUUCCUCAGCCUCCCCUCCCCGAAGCCGCAGCCGGGACCGCAGUCGUGAACGGAACCGAGACAGAGACCGAGAUCGGGAUCGAGAGCGAGAGCGGGACAGGGACCGAGACCGUGAUCGAGAGCGGGACAGGGACCGAGAGCGGGACAGGGACCGAGACCGGGACCGGGAGCGAGACCGAGAGGGCCCUUUCCGCAGAUCAGACUCGUUCCCUGAACGCCGGGCCCCUCGGAAGGGAAACACUCUCUAUGUGUAUGGAGAAGACAUGACACCCACCCUCCUCCGUGGGGCCUUCUCUCCCUUUGGAAACAUCAUUGACCUCUCCAUGGACCCACCCAGAAACUGUGCCUUCGUCACCUAUGAAAAGAUGGAGUCAGCAGAUCAGGCCGUUGCUGAGCUCAACGGGACCCAAGUGGAGUCUGUACAGCUCAAAGUCAGCAUUGCCCGAAAACAGCCCAUGCUGGAUGCCGCCACGGGCAAGUCUGUCUGGGGCUCCCUGGCUGUCCAGAAUAGCCCUAAGGGCUGCCACCGGGACAAGAGGACUCAGAUUGUCUACAGCGACGAUGUCUACAAGGAAAACCUUGUGGACGGCUUCUAG